This is a messenger RNA of Elgaria multicarinata webbii, 3382 nucleotides long. RefSeq names its product VPS35 retromer complex component (gene VPS35). Gene Ontology annotation, cellular component: late endosome; retromer complex; retromer, cargo-selective complex. The record is from RefSeq and is a predicted model, not a curated record. The coding region runs from base 83 to 2473 and encodes 796 amino acids. The transcript is spliced from 17 exons. Gene Ontology annotation, biological process: retrograde transport, endosome to Golgi; intracellular protein transport. NCBI's taxonomy places the organism in Eukaryota, Metazoa, Chordata, Lepidosauria, Squamata, Anguidae.
GGAGGGGGCAGGCUGAGCAGGCGCCCGUCACGGAGGUCCUGGGGCUUGUUGGCAGCGCUGUUGCAGUGGGGGUAGCGCGGCCAUGCCGACUACACAGCAGUCUCCUCAAGAUGAGCAAGAGAAGCUCUUGGAUGAAGCCAUUCAGGCUGUCAAAGUCCAGUCUUUCCAAAUGAAGCGAUGCUUGGACAAAAACAAGCUGAUGGAUGCCUUAAAACACGCCUCAAACAUGCUUGGUGAGCUACGGACCUCCAUGUUGUCUCCGAAGAGCUAUUACGAGCUCUACAUGGCCAUUUCCGACGAGCUGCAGUACCUAGAGGUGUAUCUGACAGACGAAUUUGCCAAGGGAAGAAAAGUGGCGGAUCUCUACGAGUUGGUUCAGUAUGCUGGAAACAUCAUCCCGCGGCUCUAUUUGCUAAUCACUGUUGGGGUUGUCUACGUGAGGUCCUUCCCUCAGUCCAGGAAGGAUAUCUUAAAAGAUCUGGUAGAAAUGUGUCGGGGGGUCCAGCACCCUCUAAGGGGCCUGUUUCUUCGCAACUACCUCCUCCAGUGCACCCGGAACAUCCUGCCUGAUGAUGGAGAGCCGACAGAUGAAGAAACCACGGGGGACAUCAGUGACUCCAUGGACUUCGUGCUGCUGAACUUUGCCGAGAUGAACAAGCUCUGGGUGCGAAUGCAGCACCAAGGCCACAGUCGGGACCGCGAGAAGAGGGAACGCGAGAGGCAGGAGCUGAGGAUCCUGGUGGGGACCAACUUGGUGCGUCUCAGUCAGCUGGAAGGCGUCAACGUGGAGAGAUACAAGCAGAUCGUCUUGACUGGCAUAUUGGAGCAAGUUGUAAACUGCAGGGAUGCGUUAGCUCAGGAGUACCUUAUGGAAUGUAUCAUACAGGUCUUCCCAGAUGAAUUUCACCUCCAGACCUUGAAUCCUUUUCUACGAGCAUGUGCAGAGUUACACCAAAACGUGAAUGUGAAAAAUAUCAUUAUUGCUUUAAUUGACAGGCUCGCGCUUUUUGCUCACCGAGAGGACGGACCAGGCAUCCCUGCUGAUAUUAAGCUCUUUGACAUUUUCUCCCAGCAGGUGGCUACUGUCAUACAGUCUAGGCAAGACAUGCCUUCGGAAGACGUGGUGUCUCUGCAAGUCUCUCUUAUCAACUUGGCCAUGAAGUGCUACCCGGAUCGCGUCGACUACGUCGACAAAGUGUUGGAGACGACGGUGGAGAUCUUUAACAAGCUGAACCUGGAGCAUAUCGCUACGAGCAGCGCCGUUUCAAAGGAGCUGACGAGGCUCUUGAAGAUCCCUGUUGAUACCUACAACAAUGCCCUUACCGUCUUGAAACUGAAACAUUUCCACCCCCUCUUCGAGUAUUUCGACUAUGAGUCCAGGAAGAGCAUGAGUUGCUAUGUUCUUAGCAAUGUGCUGGAUUACAACACAGAAAUUGUCUCGCAAGACCAGGUGGACGCCAUCAUGAACCUCGUCUCAACGCUGAUUCAGGACCAGCCGGAUCAGCCGGCUGAAGAUCCUGAUCCUGAAGAUUUUGCCGACGAACAAGGCCUUGUGGGCCGGUUUAUUCACCUCCUUCGCUCAGACGACCCCAACCAACAGUAUCUGAUUUUAAACACUGCCCGGAAACACUUUGGCGCGGGUGGAAACCAACGCAUCCGUUUCACGCUGCCGCCGUUGGUUUUCGCUGCCUACCAGCUCGCAUUUCGCUAUAAGGAGAAUUCUAAAGUGGAUGACAAAUGGGAAAAGAAAUGCCAGAAGAUCUUCACGUUUGCACACCAGACAAUCAGCGCUUUGAUCAAAGCUGAGCUGGCAGAACUUCCCCUCCGGCUCUUCCUCCAAGGGGCUUUGGCAGCAGGGGAAAUCGGAUUUGAGAACCACGAAACGGUGGCUUAUGAAUUCAUGUCCCAGGCAUUCUCUCUGUACGAAGACGAAAUCAGCGAUUCAAAAGCGCAGCUGGCCGCAAUCACCUUGAUAAUUGGCACGUUUGAGAGAAUGAAAUGCUUUGGCGAGGAAAACCACGAGCCGCUGAGGACUCAGUGCGCCCUGGCCGCCUCCAAAUUGCUCAAGAAGCCGGACCAAUGCCGGGCCGUCAGCACCUGCGCCCAUCUCUUCUGGUCUGGCCGGAACACGGACAAGAACGGAGAAGAGCUUCACGGAGGAAAACGAGUCAUGGAAUGUUUGAAGAAAGCAUUAAAGAUAGCCAAUCAGUGCAUGGACCCGUCUCUUCAAGUCCAGCUCUUCAUCGAGAUCCUGAACAGAUACAUCUAUUUUUAUGAGAAGGAGAAUGAUGCGGUGACAAUUCAGGUUUUGAAUCAGCUUAUACAAAAAAUCCGGGAAGACCUUCCCAACCUCGAAUCGACCGAGGAAACGGAACAGAUUAACAAACACUUCCACAACACGCUGGAGCACUUGCGGUUGAGGAGAGAGUCGCCGGAAUCUGAGGGGCCGAUGUACGAAGGGCUGGUCAUUUAAAAGAAGGGCCUCCGUCGGCGCACAACCACUGUAAUCAACUCAAUCGUCUUUCCAUUUGCAACACAGUACAGGAGGGGGGGUUUUCCGUUUGUUUUUUUUAAUGAUGAUGAUGAUGCUAGAGUUCAUAGAUUUGUGCCUUUUGGAAGUGCCAAGUUAGGCUUGUCUGUUCAUCCUUCUCUUUUGUGCAGAGGCGCAUUGUGUUCAGGGCCUGCUGAAUUCUACCAAAUUUUCCUGCCGUUCGGACCAGCAGUUUCAUAGAUACCAUCGGAACGUUAGCAUGACUGGAGCCAUUCUUCUGUAGGAUUCAUGUGAUGUGCAGCUGUGUCUCUUACCUCCCGCUCCCUUGCAUUCUAAUUUCUUUUUGCUGAGUCCCCCCCCCCCUCACCGCCCCCCCCCCCCCCCAUGCCGCCUCCAGACCUUUAACGUCUAACCUGGCUUUCCAUCUGCAAGUGUUAUAGAUGUGUGUGUGGGUUUUAUUUUUACAAGGGGGAAAAAGUCAUUCUCUUCUCUGCUGGAUCAUGCUUCCUCGGUUUUUGUUUUUAACUCAAGGCUAUUUCAGAUUCCCGCAACCACCCGACAGCCCCACCCACCUUAGAAUAUAUUAUUGCAUGUUUUCAGAGUUGUAAAGCACCGUGCUCAAAACAAACAAAGUCAAAAUCCAGAAUCUAUAUUUUGCAUAUGGAAGCUCUGUGACACUCAUUGAAGGGCCAGUAAGGCUCACAGAGCAUAUUUAUCCAGAUAAUUUUGUUUCCACAUAGUAUUAAGAAAAACAAAGCAAAACUAAUAGAUCGUGGUCUAUAUAGUAUAUGUAUAACCUGCAUUACUGUAAAAUUAGGGGAGAAACACAUUACACCGUUCUACUCUUUAUCAUGAGUUUGCACCAGUGAAACAAUAAAGUUGCUAUUAACA